AUGAAUGCUAUAAAACAAUUUUCAUUGAAUGGGGUGGGGGAUUUUCGGUUCUGGGUGCAGAAUGAGGAGAUUGACGACCAGCCAGUAGUGUGGGAGGACCUGUUAGAUGGAGAGAGGGCUGAUGACAUGUAUUCUCUUGCAGAUUAUAGUUUUUUAAGCACUGGUGACCAAGCUGCUAAAGGAAACUAUGGACUUCUUGAUCAAAUCCAAGCUCUGCGCUGGAUAAGUGAAAACAUUGCAUUCUUUGGUGGUGACCCAUUGCGAAUAACUGUUUUCGGAUCUGGGGCAGGUGCCUCUUGUGUCAAUCUCUUGACUUUGUCCCAUUAUUCUGAAGGUAACCGUUGGAGCAAUUCAACCAAAGGUCUUUUUCAAAGAGCUAUUGCGCAGAGUGGUUCUGCUCUCUCUAGCUGGGCAGUCAGCUUCCAGCCGGCCAAAUAUGCCAGGAUGUUGGCCACCAAGGUGGGUUGCAACCUCAUGGACACCGUUGAUUUGGUGGAAUGUCUCCAAAAGAAGCCCUACAAGGAACUGGUGGACCAGGACAUCCAGCCGGCCAGAUACCACAUAGCCUUUGGCCCUGUUAUAGAUGGUGAUGUCAUACCAGAUGACCCCCAGAUCCUGAUGGAGCAAGGAGAGUUUCUCAACUACGACAUCAUGCUGGGCGUCAACCAAGGCGAGGGAUUAAAGUUUGUAGAGUUCAUAGUGGACAAUGAGAAUGGAGUUCGGGCAAUGGAUUUUGACUAUGCUGUUUCCAGUUUUGUCGAUGAUUUGUAUGGGUAUCCUGAUGGCAAAGAUGUCUUAAGGGAGACCAUUAAGUUCAUGUACACUGACUGGGCUGAUAGGCACAAUCCAGAGACUCGAAGGAAGACGUUGUUGGCUUUGUUUACAGACCACCAGUGGGUGGCACCAGCAGUGGCAACAGCUGACCUUCACUCAAGCUUUGGAUCUCCUACCUACUUUUAUGCCUUCUACCAUCACUGCCAGACGGAUCAGGUGCCCACUUGGGCUGACGCAGCUCACGGAGAUGAAAUCCCAUAUGUGUUUGGGCUUCCAAUGAUUGGUCCUACAGAGCUGUUUCCCUGCAAUUUCUCGAAAAAUGACAUCAUGUUGAGUGCCGUGGUGAUGACAUACUGGACCAACUUUGCAAAAACUGGUGACCCCAAUCAGCCAGUACCUCAGGAUACAAAAUUCAUUCACACAAAGCCAAAUCGUUUUGAAGAGGUUGCGUGGACCAGGUAUACACAGAAAGACCAGUUGUACCUCCACAUUGGUCUUAAGCCCCGGGUUAAGGAACACUACAGAGCAAACAAGGUCAACUUGUGGUUAGAGCUGGUUCCUCACCUACACAGUCUGAAUGAAGUAACCCAGUUCACUUCAACCACUACGAAAGUCCCACCAGAUGUGACACCCAGGACCCCAAGUAAAAUCCCUGUAACUAAGCGGCCUGUGACUACACCCUUUCCUACAGAGAGUCAAGGUAGCCAGAAUCAAUUGGAAGGUCCUUUCUUGGUGGACCAAAGGGACUACUCAACGGAACUGAGUGUGACCAUUGCCGUUGGAGCAUCUUUGUUGUUUUUAAACAUCCUGGCUUUUGCAGCGUUGUACUACAAAAAGGACAAAAGGAGGCACGACGUACACAGGAGAUGUAGUCCCCAGCGCAACCCCACCAAUGAUCUCAUCCACACACAAGAAGAAGAGAUAAUGUCCUUGCAAAUGAAGCAUACAGAUCUGGAUCAUGAGUGUGACUCCAUCCAUCCACAUGAGGUGGUUCUGAGAACUGCCUGUCCUCCAGACUACACGUUGGCCAUGAGAAGGUCACCAGAUGAUAUUCCCUUAAUGACCCCCAAAACCAUCACAAUGAUCCCUAACACCAUACCUGGGAUUCAGUCCCUGCAUACAUUUAACACUUUUACUGGUGGACAAAACAACACCCUGCCUCACCCUCACCCCCACUCACAUUCAACAACCAGGGUAUAGCCAAGACAAAAAGACCUACAAGAGCACUACUCCUCUGGUGGAUAUUUUCAAACUCUGCGAUUUUUCGUACUGUCGAAAAGAAGAUUAAGGGAAUGAUAUUUUGUUAUAAUUGCUGGAUACUUAAUGUGGUACACUUGAAAAACAGAACAGGAUUUUUCCAACUUUUCCAGUGGACAUUAUCACUUGUCAAGUAUACUAAUAAUAGUUGCUUGAAGUGAUUUGAAUGUGAAAUGAAAAGAAUGUUCUACUGAGGCUUGGAAUUGUAAACUACACUUUCUGAAGCCAAGAACUAAUGCAACUUUAGAAACUAGGCAUGUGUGACGCAAGUAAAGAGAGAAUUGUAAGCUGAAAAAAAGGAAACUGUCGAAAAAUAUGCACAAGGGAGACAUUCACAAGAUGUCUUGGAUUCUUUUCACCAAUAUAUUUUUUGGAACAGUGUUAUUGUAUAGAACAUAUUUACAUAUCUAGAUAUGUACACAAAGCACCAAUGCUGUUUAAGCCUUGGCUGGGCACAAAUUCUGCAAUCUGCCAGCGAAACAAAGGGGAUAAUGACAUUCUAGCAGAUACAGCUUCAUCACAUAAGUGCUGUCUAUACUGAGAGCCAGUGGACAGGGGAAUUGGAUAUUUUUAGCACGAUGCGCAUGACAAUUUAUCUGAUUGGUGGCUAUUCUGCUGAUUAAGUCGUAAUUAAAGUAAUUUUCAUCCCCAUUGGAUUUCUUUGAAGAAAUAUACUUCGUCUAUUGCCUCAAACCUACAAAGAGGUUUUGGUGGGUUGUUGGUGGUAAAGGGGAGGGGGUGUUGGGGUCUAAAAAAAUAAUACAGUAAUUACAGUAAUUCACAAUAGCUUCAGUGAACAUGGUUAAAAAUAACUCGUUUUGUACAAUGUGUGUUGGUACGACGUGGUGAACACUCGCUGUUAUAAAUCCCAAACAUUCUUUCCAAUUUUCCAUCUAAUUUUUUUAUAGCCUCUUUUGCUAUUAAUCAUGACCACCUUUCUGUAGCAAAGCAAUUUGUUUUUCAUGCAGUUAGUCAAGAUUAUGUCUGCCCAAGGCUAUAAAGUAUUUUUUUUCAUAUGCAGGGAAAUGCUAGAUCUGCCAUUUCAGUGUUUCAUUGAUUGGUUACAUUGGUUUUUAUGAGGUAUGUUCUGUAUGAUUAUUUUAAGAUGAAUGCAAAUGAUUUCUAUUUUGGAUAGUUUCACAGCUUUCACUGCUUAGUGUAAGGAGAAAGUACAGCACCUUUCUGAGUACAGAAUAAGACACAGUCCCCAUUAAAUUUUACCAUUUUUACGGACUUUAUGCUUUGCCAUUUAUUGAGGCAAUAUUUCUGGCUUAUUGAAGAAGUAAUCAUAUAAUGGUCAUACAAUGGUACAUUUCAAAAUACAUGUGUCAUAAUCAAUUUGAAGGAUAUUUUCCAGGCGAUUAUUUCCUACCAUAUUAAAUGAUUUUGCUUUGUGUAAUUUUUUGCAAUUGGAUUAUAGAAGUAACCAUUUCUACUCCUGCUUUGCUAAAUCAUGGUUUGAAUCAAUUGUCAAUCUGUACCACUGAUGAUCAUAUAACAAACUUUUAUUUUUUUUUCCUGUAGAAGUGUGUUGAGUAGAAAAGAAUGUACAGUGAAGAAUAAUUAGUAAAAGCAUAAAAAUAAAAAAAAAGAAAGUGGUACUCUUGCAUGUGCAAAACCACACCUGAAAUGUCCAUAUUGUAUAGUAUCGUUCAUGGAGAUCAUAAGGCUGGAUUGCUUAAUAGUACCCAUUGUUAAUAUACAGCCAGUAAGUGGCUGAAUGUAUAUUUGAUACAUUAAUUACCUUCAUCUAUUUGAUUCUUCCCAGAGGGACACAGUGAACCCUUUUAGUGAGAGAAAAUACACCCAUGUGUCCAACACUGUUCAAGACUAAGAUCUGAAAACUCAAAGUACCUCCUGGCUUACUACAUAUUCCUGGCUAGCAUCCAGUUUAAGGAUUUAAUGCCAUGACACUGUUUUACACAGGGUCAAAAAAACAGUGCUUCAGUGCUUUACUAUUUUCCUCCAAUUUUUUUUUUUUUUUGGGGUGGAUUUAGAAUGAAAGUACUAACAGUAUGAGAAUUGGAAAUACAUAUUGACUAAAUGUAGGUUACUAAGACAAACUGAUCCCAAAGAAGUAAUGAAAUCCCUGACAACCUGUAAUAAAACAAACAAGGGAAUUGGCAUAUGCUGGUCGUUGAUUCCCGUAGAGGUAUGGUUGGUGUUUGACAGCCAGUCCUGCAGGUGUAAGCUGCUCCAAGUUUCUGUGCAGGACAAGGCAACUACUGGUGGAUGAUCACUCAUUACAAAACUAACAAGGUGUUCAGAAGGUCAGCUGCAAGAUCCACUUGGCUAUCUGACAUUUGUUUGUGACAGUCAAAUCCUUAAUUAUUAAUUGGGCAGUAUAGGAGAGUGGUAGGAUAGGAGUUUUGCUGAAAGCCUGCUGCCUAACCAUCUAGCCAAAUGAAAGCCAAUCAAUUCAGUGCUGAGUGAUCAAUGCAAUGCAAUGAGUGUCAUAUUUUGGUUUAAACAGAGCACAGUAUCAUGCCUGUUGCGUUAUUAUUUCAUCAGCUGUCCUUCUGCCUGGUUAUGUGGUAUUCAAGCUUUCCAAGCUUCUAUUUUAUUUUUAUUUUUAUUUUUUAAUUUGGAUUAUUGGUUGUGUAAUUAAUUCCUUUCCACUGUUGCUUUAUUCACUUGUUUUCCAUAAAAGAAUA
This is a messenger RNA of Polyodon spathula (Mississippi paddlefish), 4685 nucleotides long. RefSeq names its product neuroligin-1-like. NCBI's taxonomy places the organism in Eukaryota, Metazoa, Chordata, Actinopteri, Acipenseriformes, Polyodontidae. The record is from RefSeq and is a predicted model, not a curated record. Gene Ontology annotation, cellular component: synapse; cell surface; postsynaptic specialization membrane. The coding region runs from base 1 to 1974 and encodes 657 amino acids. The transcript has 4 exons. Gene Ontology annotation, biological process: modulation of chemical synaptic transmission; synaptic vesicle endocytosis; chemical synaptic transmission. Gene Ontology annotation, molecular function: neurexin family protein binding; signaling receptor activity.